Molecule: messenger RNA, 1557 nt
Organism: Mycosarcoma maydis (corn smut)
Lineage: Eukaryota; Fungi; Basidiomycota; Ustilaginomycetes; Ustilaginales
Exons: 1
Coding region: 1-1557 (518 amino acids)
Molecular function (GO): protein binding
Source: RefSeq, a predicted model, not a curated record
AUGCUCGAAUCAUUGCCGCUAGAACUGCAAGCCUAUAUACUCGUAUUCCUACCUGCACAGACACUCAUCCGCACGCUUUCACUCGCCAACCAUCACUUCCACGAUCUGGUCGAAGCACACAUCCAACGCUAUUGCCUACGCUAUCUCGGUCUCGGCUCUCAUUCAACCGACCCUGCCGAAGCAGCGGUACUCGAAUUUGAAGCGCAGAGACCUAUCGAUACCGUCACGGCCAAACACACACUCCAAUUUUCCCAUUUUGCACCGGUCUCACCCUCAUCAUAUCAUGCCAAGCUUCCACCGCUUUCGUCAGCCGCUGUAUUCGAGUUUGCAGGCGGAUGCAGUAGCAGGGUCACUACCGAUUCUGAGAAAUUGCGUGGCGCAAGGGGGAUGGGAAGGAGCAGAGGAAACAGCGUUUCCGUUGGUCCAGAGAGAGCAAGGAUGGGAGGCGCGGGGACAUACAUAGCUACUCAGUUCCAACCGUUCUUUCCUGGUCUGCAUGAGGAUGAUCAACGUCGUGUUGCGAGCCAGGCCAUCGUCUCUAGCUCGCUCGAUCUUGAAGAGCGUAGACUGGAAAGAUCGACACUGUUGCGCAACACGUCGACGACCUCGCGUUCGACGAGUCGAUCCAGUUCAACGGCUAGUACCUCGAGAGCCAGAGCCAUCGCACAGCAGAUCGCUAGUGCUCCUUUUCCCUUUCUCCAACAGAGUAUCGAAGCUGCAAAUCGACACAACAUGUACCGCCCUCCUACAAACAGCUCGCGUUCUUCUCACACAACCGGUACGGCAAUGCGUCCAGCACAGACCCUGGAGGAGCCGCUGGACGCAUACGACUGGGCAGGGCCACCUGGCACACGCGCAGUUCCCUCGUCACUCAACUCGUCGCGCUUACCCCAUCAAGCAGCGGACAAACCUGCAUGCUAUGCGUUUCAACUCGAUCCUCUUGACUCGUUCGAAAGCCUAAUCCUCACUCUAACUGCUCGUCGUAGCGUUCCUGAUGCCCAAGCAACCAUCUCUGCCAUGCUGCGCGGUGAAGAACCAGCUGCCUCGGAGGGAGUACGUCUGCGUUACUCCAAAACCCUCGCAGAGGGGCUCGAUCGAGUGUUUCGAGAUUGGUUCAGAUCGAACCCCUCCUCGGACGUCGAACCAGACCCUCGGUUGCUCGAAUUCGAUACUCCUUCAUGUACCCUUUCGAUUCAACCGCAUGCUUCCGCUUUGGCUCAUGUCACGCAUCCAGCGCUCGCUUCAAGUUCCUCACACGACUACUUAUCGCGCCCGCCGCUGUCUGUACAGUAUGCCAAUCUAGCGUCCAACGAGAGGGUCGAGUUGACCUUCCACUGUACACACAUCACCAUCAAUGCUGCUCGGCUGCUGGCGACGCUCGAGAGAUUGGAGCAUGAUGUACUCGCCAACCAGGCGAGAAGCAGGCUGGCCAUCUCGAGACUCCCAAGAAUCGUAGCAGGGAACCCUGUGCCCUUGAGGAUUCCAUCAGGAGCUGCGCUUGCCAAUGUAGAAUCUGGCUACUUUAUGGCAGGUCAUCCUCCUCGGUCUGCCGUCUAG